Saxophila tyrrhenica is the source of this 1383-nucleotide messenger RNA. RefSeq lists its product as uncharacterized. NCBI's taxonomy places the organism in Eukaryota, Fungi, Ascomycota, Dothideomycetes, Mycosphaerellales, Extremaceae. Bases 1 to 1383 code for a protein of 460 amino acids. The transcript is spliced from 4 exons. The record is from RefSeq and is a predicted model, not a curated record.
AUGCAGCCCGCCACGGUGAGCGUAGAGAUAGUUGACCCUCAUCGCCAACGAGCACAGCACGAACAAGGCGAUGGAGGAAUGUGGUGCCCCCACGACCUCAUCCACAGUCGCGUGGUGGUGAGCAGCUCGACAAGCUUUUGUGUGGAAAAUGUCUUCGCAUCGCUCCUUGGCUUCGCGCGUGUCUGGGCUUUGACAGGUGAGCUCAAGCAUGAGUGGACCGCGUACAAGUUCCUGCAUCAAAGCCUGAAGAUUGUGACUCCCAAUCCCGCGACGGACGCAGAUGCGAAGCGCAAUGAAUACAUUGCCAACCUCAAUCUCACGAUUCCCUCGAAUGUAAUGAACCGCACUGGGCGGGGGCGUGAACAAUGUCUCAAGCUACCCCCAACUAUCUCGGUCGGCGAGGAGCUUCGAGGGUAUGGGAACGGGCUAUACGCGCAGCCCAGGAUCGACUACCGUCUUCACAUCAAAAUUGAUGCAGUGUUUGGGGAUGGCAGCAGUCGGAGACUCACGGGCGAGAAGGAGAUCGCUGUCAUGCCAUGCUCGGACGCACCACCGCCAGUGGAUAUCGGUGAUUUUGGCGACGACUUCAUCGCCUCGGCCAGCAACGCAUCUCGUACUUCAUUGCUAGGCGAGCAGUACAUGAUGACGCUUUCGAUAGCAGAGCCUCCCUCGAUGUCCAAAGCACGUGCCGGGGGAGCGUACUCGACCGUGCUGCGUCUUGCUGUCGACAUACACGCCGCUCGCCACAAGAGACCUACCAAAGACGCAAACAACAAACUGCUCGAUCGCCUGAAGCGGCUCAGCUUCACGCUUGAGCCAACGGUCCGAGCGAAGACAUUUUACUCUCUACAACCAUUUCCCAUGAUGCCAGCUCAAAACAUGGUGGACAAUCAAGGUCCAAUUCGACUCCAUGAUUCCAUCACCAAAGUCUCCAAGGUCGAGCUCUCGACGAGCUCGUGGCAUGCUAGGUUUUUCGACGACGUUCCAUGCUACGAGGACGCCGUAGGAUCUGGAUCGUUUGCCUCGGGAUUUUCCUGUAUGGAAUUCGACCGGGCGUCCGUCACACAGUAUGGCAGUCCACUGUCGACAACACUGUCUAACGGUCCCUCUGCGCUCGGCGCGUGGAAAACUUCAAUCGACAUCCCGGUGGAGCUCACAGGAUCUUUGCACCCUUCGUUCUGCAGCGCGGUCGCAUCAAGGCAGUAUAGCAUUGUAGUUCGAGUCAGAGUCAAUGGCCUGUCGGUCAAGGAUUUCAUCCUCGAGGUGCCCCUGCAGGUGCAUUACAAAAUGUGCGUCGCCGCAACGUAUGCGAUGAUGGAGGACGAGUCGUCACGCGAUAUGUCGGGAGAUGAUAUGGAUGACGAUCUUCCGGUCUACCAUUGA